Radiomyces spectabilis is the source of this 635-nucleotide messenger RNA. RefSeq lists its product as uncharacterized. The transcript has 7 exons. Gene Ontology annotation, biological process: protein folding in endoplasmic reticulum. The record is from RefSeq and is a predicted model, not a curated record. The coding region runs from base 47 to 592 and encodes 181 amino acids. Lineage: Eukaryota; Fungi; Mucoromycota; Mucoromycetes; Mucorales; Radiomycetaceae. Gene Ontology annotation, cellular component: EMC complex.
CUGCCACUUUCGAGUGCUCCCGUAUUACUUGUAUUUCAGCGAAACCAUGGCUUCCAAAUGGGCUGUUGAUUAUGCAACAUUAGGACCGGAGACUGUUCCCAAAUACAAAAUAGCCAAUCCCACCGGCUUUGACGCAAACGCCUUGCAAUCUUCCAAAUCGGCAGCAAAAUCGUCGCGACAGAAUGUCGGUCAAGAUGAUCACAACGAAGUCGCUUUAAAAGUCAAGAGAGCUUGGGAUGUCGCCAUGAGUCCUGCAAAGAAUAUACCCAUGAAUGCCAUCAUGAUUUACAUGACGGGUAAUGGCGUACAGAUUUUUAGCGUCAUGAUCACGGCUAUGUUGUUUAUCCAACCCGUCAAGGCUAUCAUGUCUCUGAAGCAAACAUUUGAACGAUUCGAAACUCCAGGUGCAGCCGCCAGAGCCCAGCCAGGAGCUGAUUUGCUCUUGCCGAAAUUAACGUUUAUUGCGAUUCAUGUCUUGACCAUGUUAUUGGGUGUCUAUAAAAUCAACGCGAUGGGUUUGUUACCAACCACCACAUCCGAUUGGCUUGCCUUUUUACCACCAAAGCAUGUAUUGGAAUACAGUGCUCUUUGAACAUUGUGAAAAAAAAAAAAAAAAAAAAAAAAAAAAAAAAAAA